Molecule: messenger RNA, 4798 nt
Organism: Corythoichthys intestinalis (scribbled pipefish)
Lineage: Eukaryota; Metazoa; Chordata; Actinopteri; Syngnathiformes; Syngnathidae
Gene: aftpha
Product: aftiphilin a
Exons: 10
Coding region: 1465-3579 (704 amino acids)
Biological process (GO): intracellular transport
Cellular component (GO): AP-1 adaptor complex; trans-Golgi network membrane
Molecular function (GO): clathrin binding
Source: RefSeq, a predicted model, not a curated record
GCUGUCAAUGGUAUAGCUUGUGGCUUAGCUCCGUUUAGCUGCGCAGUUAGCCACGCCUGAUGCUAACAAACCUGCUCGCCGCUACUUGACGACACUCGUGUCAUGUUUUUCACUUCGGAAUACACUUUAACUCACACAAGAAUGAUUUGUCGUCGCCGAGUUUAAAGGCGGAAGUGAAAAACAGCUUAUCUUCGUUAUCGACUGUCGGCUAUCCGCUUCGCCUCCGUUCUGCCCGUAUCCGACGCACUUGUCGCAUUUUGUCGUCAAACGUGAAAACAUUCACAACGUCACAACCAAUUUAGCCACUUCGAAUUUGUGAGAGUUCCCCUGAAGUCCGCCAAAGUUGUCCGUUUUGGGGCUAUCCAAAGCCGAUGCUAGCCUGUUAGCUCGUUAGCCUCCCAACACAAACAAACGUGUGACAAGUGAGCAAAUAGUGUCAAAAAGUGGGCAAACUUGACUGCACUCGGGUCGUAAAUGUAGAUUUGUUUGAAAAAGUUCAAAUAUAAAUAGAUUUACCUGACACCGGCGUUUGUAGAUGCGUCAUUUAAAUACGGUUAUAAUGCUGGACAUAAACUAUUAUUUUUCAGAAACUGGUAUUUACUAUGAAAGUUGGACUCCCAUAAACCGAUGAAAGUGCCUUAAUUUCUGGCCAGUUUGGGGUGACCUUUUUUGGUAAUACGAGGUAACAACUUUUAUAUUUUUCUUAAUAAUUAUCAUAUUUUAAAAACUUAGGCAUUGCUUUAAAGCUUGCUAAUCAAUUAUACAAAUAAGUUAAAACAAAGAUGUAUUAGAAAGCCAAAGACCCAGGUUUAUAAAUAAAGGACAAAAAAUAUUUAGCCCUAUUGUAGGGCAUUCAUUUAAAAGUCAUUGGCUGCUUCAAACGUCUGAUUCAUUUGGACUGGGAGAGGCAUUCGCUGCCAGCCCAUCAAACGCUGUCAAUAGCACUGAAACAUGAGCAUUCACAGCUAGUCCUCCCAGGUUAAAGGGAUCCUCGAUCUUUAAGACAAGUAAUUCUUAAAAGAUAAAUGUUAGUAUGAGUUACAAUAAUUUGAAAUUAAAACCCCUCAAUGUUUUCGUUUUAAUAAAGUUUGUAAAAUUAAGUGAUAGGUCGACAUUCUUGUUACGUCGCAGAGCGUGACGUCACCGGGCCCGUUGCCGAACUUCCAGCGUGUCACUGGUUAGCUACCACAACGUGUCGUCGGUUCUGCCCUUCCAAUUUGAACCAGAUCGGAAAUGUGAAGAGCAGGACAGCACUGUCGGUCGUUCACAAGACGAGCAGCAAAGGCAAAAUGAGAGCAGGAAAUACAGUAGGCCUACCUGAUAAGACAAGAGUUGGGGAAAACUGGUGAUGUACUAGCGACAAGUGCAUCUCAAUGCCAACGGAGCAAGAGAGUGUAUGCUGUUGAGAACUCCGCUUAGGGUUAGCAGAUCUUCAAGCAGGUGUAGCAGGACGGACAAGUCUCCAUGGAGCCUGACGUCAUCCGCUUGUACUCGUCGUCCCCGCCGCCGAUGGAGGAUGCCGAGGAGGAAGACGAGGAUGAGUUCGGCGACUUCGGCGGCUUCUCGACUGUGUCGGCCAGCGUCAGCUUCUCCGAGUUGGACGCGCCGGAACAGGCGCACGCGCCAGAUGCCACCUCGCCGCCCGAGCUCCUUAAUGGCCGUACUGCCGUGCCGGGGAUGCGGCAUGAGGUAAAGGCCAACGGCGUGGCUCCCGGGAGCCACCCAGCGCUUAUUCUCGGCGGCGACCACACAGACUUGAAGAAACCGGACCCUCAUAUCGCGGACGGCGAGAUCAUCACCAACGGAUUCACUACGUCAGAUGUCAAGCCGGGUCCACAGAUGUUUGUCCGUCGUCACGCCGACAGUGACAAUGGAAGCGUGGACGGCGUGGAGACAGAGUUUGCUGAUUUUGCCGCAUUCUCGAACACUGACCGCCAGGGAUGCGUCUCGCGGUGCGUAGACGGAACGAAUGCAGAUGAAGCGACACCUAACUCUGAGGCCAAGCCUCUUUCUGUAUCACGCAACACUCAGCCGGACUCCGAAAGAAGUGACGCUGAUUUUGCACACCACGCGGUCGUUACUUGCACAAAAGAACCUCACGACGGUGUCCAGUGCGACGGCGUCUGUCUCAAUGGCGUUGACGACAUCCGUGCGGAAUCCCCGAGUGUCAAUGACGCCUCGCAUCUGAAUGGCGUCUCUAUUGACGAAGGCGCCGGUGUCUCGUCGCCGUCGGACGAAAGGAUCUCAGAGACUGAAACGGAGACGUCGUUAGGCCGUCCGUUGUCCACGGACGCCUUGGAGGAAUACGGUGACAUGAGCACGACGGGCUCCGCUCCGUCACCGCCGCCCCUCCAGGAAGAGAACGCCGACCACAGUCAGCUGGAGGACGAUGAGGAGUUUGGGGACUUUGGAGAUGCGGGCUCAUAUGGCGAGCAGGCCUUUGUGGACUUUAACCACCAAGAAGUGUGCCCGCCGCAAGCCGACGACUCUUUUGGCGAAUUCAACGCGCCCAAACUUGAUGAGGAGGGAGGAGACUCUUUGGUCAGUUCCUCAGGCACCGACGGUGAAUGGAAGGCAUUCGGAGAGGCGGCGCAGGUGACGGAAGGCGAGUCAACAACCACCGAAUCGUGGGCGGCGUUCGGCUCGGAGGGCGCCGCCGAGGAGUCAUGGCACGAGGCAGAAACUUCCUCUACCGUUGACCAGGACAACAGCAGACACACCAAUGAGGUGCUGUGGAGUCGGGUGGAAAAGUUAUUGGAGGCCAGCUUCCCUCAGCCCGCCAGGUGCCCCUCGCCCUCUGCUGAGGAGCGCAUAGUGUCGCUCAAGACUCUUCUGAAGGCACCUGAGGAUGUCAGCAGUGCGCUCCAUGGCGGCGUGUGGUCGCAGCUUCAAGACAUUCAUGAGGCGGUAGGCCUCAGACAUCAGUGGGGGGGCUCCUACUGCAACAAAACUCUGCUCAGCUGUCUUGGCAUCGACACGCGGAACAUUCUGUUCACGGGACAGAAGAAGCAGCCGCUCAUUGUGCCCGUCUACGCCGCCAGCCUGGGGAUGUUGGAGCCCACCAAAGAGCCUGUGAAGCCCAUCUCAGCUGCGGAAAUGAUCGCCUCCAUUGCACAAGCACCAGCAGAGGCUCCGGACUGCAACUCCUGCCCCACGGAUGCUGUCCAGGAAGUGCUCCCACCCGUCCAGUUUGACUGGAGCAGCAGUGGCCUUACCAACCCUUUGGAUGCCAGCGGCGGUUCCUUCCUGCUAAACCUGGACUUUUUUGGUCCCGUGGACGACUCGGGCUCGUCGUGCUCGCCCGCCAUCCCAGGCGUGGACCCCGAGCUAGUGGAGCUGACCACGGCCAAGAUGGACUCCGGCGGUACCGGCAGCUGCGUGGUCGACGCUUUUGCCCGCCUCAUGUCCACCAUGGACAAGACCAGCACCUCCACCAGGAAGCCGCGCAAGGACGAGAAACUAAGCUCUGAGGCGGCCGAGGUUAUCGGCGGCCUCCCUGACUUGUCCUUCAUGAUGGCCAAGGUCCUGAUGUUCCCAGCCACGCUCACGCCGCUCGCCUCACGGGCCGCGCCCGACUGAAGAUGACUCUCCCUCCCCGGGGACGCAGACUCCGCCGCUCGCAGGUUCCUGCUGACGUCAGCUGCUUUUUUCCCCCCCUCAUUCCGUCAUACUUGGUUCUUCACCCCUUCCCCCCCUUUUGAUUAAAAGCAUUUAUCAUGGCUGUGGGAUCGAGCGGGGUGGGAGCGUGGCUUUUUUUUGUUUUUUUUUUUUGUUUUGACGUCAUGUUAGCUCGAGUGCUGGUGUGUAUAUAAUCAGGGAAGGAAAGCAAACGGUGAUUAUCAAUAAUCAAUCAAUCUAUUUAUGGACUUUGGCCGACGUCAAUUUGAAUGUCUCCUGUGCGCGGCAGGCGUGCGGGUUCGGUCCAACCACUGAGAGUGCGCUCGCGUCAACGAAGGGACCAAUGAGUGUGCUCCAUUUAGUGUGCGUUUGUAUUUCGUGUGUGUGUAUGUGUGUGCGAGCGAGUCCGGAGAGCACUUUGCACAAAGUCGAGAUGAAGAGGACGUCGGGAGUAGUCGCACUCUAUAUGGACAAAACAAUUCCUAUGGAAAAAAAAAAAAAAAAAAAAAGAUGGAAUCACUGGAAACGGCGCCCACUCGCGUUCUUGCCUGUGUGUGUGCGUGUGUGCCCACUUGACUUUUAGUCUACACAAAUUAAACUAAUUUAAGAGGAAAACUUAAAAUUCUUAAGAACUCAUUCUUUUUCAUUGUAUGAGUCGUUCCAGAUUCUACUUUUCUGAUUUUUUUUUUGCAACAUUAGUCAAUAAGUUGUUUUUUUUAACCGAUCAAAGGCUUGAUUGGCUCAUUAGCCUUUUUUUAAUAACACUUAUAUCAUCCAGUAUUUGGCAUUGUAACAGUUGUAAAUCCGUACUCUUAACUAAUUCUCAAGAAAAGAAGCUAACUGUUUAGCUAACUGUUAUUGCUAAGACAAACUUGCAUAAAGAAAAAUAUUCUGAUCAUACGCAUGACAUGGUUGAAUGAAGUAGUGUGAGACUUUUAAUCAUGGCUAAAUAUUUUAUGAAAUUAUGAAAUGGGUCAUAAAUUUGCUCUACCCAUUUUUUGGGAAAACAUUAAGUCUAGUGUGUCAUAACUUCCAACAGGCCAAAAAGGUUCUAGUAGCAGGGUUAUGUCCUUGUUGUAACUUAUGGUCUAUGAAGAAUUACCAUUUGAUAUAUCGUUCGAUUAAAAAAAAUGUUCCCACAGUUACAAGAGACUGCAAUGGAAAAAAAAAAAAAAACAAA